AUGGUUAGGGCUGAUGCAGCUGUGAACAUCAAGGUGCUUCAAAAUGCCACGGCCGCACACUUUGGGUUCAGGCCUACGUACAGGAGGGUAUGGAUGGCGAAGCAGAAGGCCGUUGCCGUCAUAUAUGGGGACUGGGACGAGUCGUACAAUGAGCUCCCUAGGUGGGUUUUAGGAGUUCAGCUGACGAUGCCCGGCACUGUAGCCGUCCUCAGGACUUGCCCUGUUCGAAUAAAAAAGGCAAGAAAAGAAAUAGACACACAAAUUGGACAAGAUCGCAUUGUUGACGAAUCUGACAUUACAAACACAAGACUCCCUUACCUUCAAAACAUUGUCAAUGAGACAUUUCGAUUGCAUCCUGCAGCACCAUUAUUGGUACCACAUUACUCUUCUGAAGAUUGCACCCUAGAAGGAUAUAAGGUACCACAAAACACAAUAGUAUUAGUGAAUGCUUGGGCUAUUCAUAGAGAUCCCAAAGUGUGGAGUGACGACUCUACACAAUUUAAGCCUGAGAGGUUUGAGAAAGAAGGUGAAGCAAAUAAUCUACUUACAUUUGGAAUGGGAAGAAGAGCUUGUCCAGGAGCCAAUUUAGCACAACGUACAGUCACAUUGACUUUAGGCUUAUUGAUUCAAUGUUUUCAGUGGAAACGAAUAACAUCUCAAAAAAUUGAUAUGACCGAAGAUAAAGGACUUACCAUGCCAAAGAAAAUUCCCUUAGAAACUAUGUGUAGGUUGUGUGAUGAGCAAUUUGCAACUAGGAUUUUUUAUUCGAAAACAUUAACGCGAGAUCCUAGUUAAAGUUAUUAUAUGAAGUUCUACACUUCUACUACAUCUAUAAUGUAAAAUGAAGGGACAAAUAUGUAUGUCUUUUAAUUUGUACUCGAUGUUUGCAUUUAGUUUUAAUGUAUUU
This is a messenger RNA of Arachis duranensis, 907 nucleotides long. Its product is annotated as isoflavone 3'-hydroxylase-like. Gene Ontology annotation, molecular function: monooxygenase activity; heme binding; iron ion binding. The record is from RefSeq and is a predicted model, not a curated record. The transcript is spliced from 2 exons. NCBI's taxonomy places the organism in Eukaryota, Viridiplantae, Streptophyta, Magnoliopsida, Fabales, Fabaceae. The coding region runs from base 1 to 795 and encodes 264 amino acids.